AUGAACAACUUCCUGGUGAGGGUCCAAACGGACGACGACCAAAUUAGAGAUGAACUUCACAACCAAUUCGCUCAGAACUUUUUUUCGGGCAACCCUCCCAAACAGGCGCCACACGAUUGCCAACAAUGGGAGGAAGUGCCAAGGUAUGUUCUCACCGAGAGUUACGUUGACACAUAUUUGACUCCGUUUUUGAUUAAAAGUGACGAGGGGGGUCCCUAUCACUGCGUGGUUUGUCAGCUGGACGUGCGGCGGGGGGCGAGCGCGGUUAAGGAGGACACCACCGCUAACGAGGUCUCCACGGUUAAGGAGGACACCACCGCUAACGAGGACACCACCGCUAACGAGGACACCACCGCUAACGAGGUCUCCACGGUUAACGAGGUCUCCACGGUUAACGAGGUCUCCACGGUUAACGAGGUCUCCACGGUUAACGAGGUCUCCACGGUUAACGACGACAGCACCGCUAACCAUGUGACCCCCACUAGUAGCGGCAAAGGCUCCAGUGGCGCCGAGACUGAUCAGCGACCACUGCUGCUGCAUCUUUGCGCGUCGCACAUCUACUUCGAAGACAUGGAGGCGGAGAACUUCCGCGAGAAGACAGAUCAGCAGGGGAAGCACUUCCGAGAGUACAAGAUAAAAAACAGGGAUGUGCUCCUGGUUCACGGCAUCUGCAGCUACCCCGACGGGGACUGCUGUCCAGGAAGCAACAACGUAAAAGGCUUAUAUGACUAUAUUAACCAGAACAAAGGGGACAUAGAAAGCGCGCUGAACAGACUUGAAGGAAGUUUCUUCCUCCUCUAUGUCCAUUAUUCAGACGGGCACGCAAAGAUGUACUUCUUUAAUGACGCGUGGGGGAUGAAAUCAGUCAUCUUCUUCUACGAGGAGUCAUCUAUCGUGGUAACAAAUUCAUAUGGACUGUUCAUUCACUACGAUUUUAAUUUUAUCAAAAGAAAUGGAGUCAAUUACUUGUUUGAUAGCUCCUCUGUUGAGGAACAACUCAACUUGAUUCACCACGAUGGGGUGUUUCGACGAAACGAUAAGGUUCUUCCUGCGUGGAGUGGGUCCCCCACAAGGUGUCCCCAACGCGAAGGAGGAGAUCUGACCCUCCAAAGUGUCAUCAACGAGAACGUAGGAAUACAGAUAAGCCCAUAUCACAUGUACAGCUUAAACGUAUUUCAAAAAAAGAAAGUAACUCUAAACAGGAUCGCUAAAAGGAAUAGCAUCUACACCAAGUAUACCGAGUGGAGUGGUGAUCACCUCUCCGUUGAAGAGAAUUUUAAUCGUAUCUGCAACUUUGUUGAGAGGAAUGACUCCACACACUGUGGCUAUCCAGAGGAGGAGUGGACUCUCCUAAAAUGUACCAUUCAGGAAUGGGUGAAGAAGUAUGUUCAUGGGGACGCAGACCAACGGAGGGACGCCCAGACGGUGCUAAACAACAGUUUUGUUCAUCUCUAUAUGAAAUUGCUAAGUGGAGUCAUCGAGAGGAAGAUCGAGCAACUUCUCUCCAACUGGAAAGACAAAUCCAUAGUAGGGACAAAUCGCCUGAACGGUGACGGUGAAAAUGAAAAAAAAAAAGAAACAGAGAAGUGUGUUGUCGAGAACGUCCCAUUCAAAGUUCAACGCGACGACGUCGAGGGGAAAGUCAAAUCAGUGGGGAUCCUUUUCUCGGGAGGGAUAGACUCAACCCUGCUCGCGUUAACGACGAUAAGGGCGUACUUCAGUCGGUAUAGAGAUGGCUACGUCGAGCUCAUAAAUGUCUGCUUUGACGACAAUGCGGUUGACCGGUACACCUCCCUAAUAUCGUAUGAACAGAUUAUAAAGUUGCACCCCCACUACGACAUCAGGUUAGUCUUUGUUGACGUCUCCGCAGAGGACUUACUCAAAUACGAGCGGCUUAUUUUCUCGUUAAUGUCCCCAAACAGCACUACUAUGGAUUUCAACAUAUCUGCUGCCUUCUUUUUCGCCAAUUUGGGGAGGGGGGUCCUUUUUCCGCGUUCCUUUUUUCAGCGCCCGGAGUGGGCCUACAUAAGGGGGUGGGCCUCCCGCGUGCUCAACGUGGGAGAAGCCACUGCGAGGGAAGCAACCGCGACGGAGGUAGCCGCCACAAAGUCCAAAUGCAGGCAGUGCGACUUCGUCAUGAGCAGGAAGUGCGUGCACAGAUGCUGCUCCGCCUGCUGCAGGAAGCUUCGGUACGUCUACCGGAGAGAAUUUUCCAAGGGGGUGCCAUCUCAGGAGCGCCCCUACGAGGAGGCACCACAGAGUGGCGACAUGUACCAAACGGAACGCGACACAAACGAGAAGAGAAACGUCGAACGGAACCAUAGCGAGAGAUCCCUCUAUCUCAUUGUGAAGAAGAAAAAGGUCCUAAUUAACUUUGAGCUCUUUCCUGAGUGCCCCGCGCACAAGGAGAGGAUGUACGAUUAUGAUCGGAUCGACUCGCUCUUCAGGGAUUUCAACAAGGAGAUUGAUAAGAGACAGCUUCAUAAGGGGGUGCUUCCUAAUAAGGAGCCUGGCACGGAGCUGUACGAGGAAGGACAACCAAACGGCAGUGCACCUGGGCGCGCCGAGAUGUUUAGAGACACAUCCUAUACCGACUUCAUCGACCAGUUUGUCGCCAAACACGCGGAAAACGAUCCCCUGAAAUUUGAACAAAUAAAGAGCCUCUUCUACGUUAAGUCGAAAAGGAAGGAACAUAAUGGGAUUACUAUGAAGCAGCAACGAAAGGCAAAACUAUUCAUAGAAGAGUCUCCCAAGAAAGAGGAGACAUUGAAUUAUCUCAAGAGAGACCUAUACCAUAGUGGCAGUGGCUCCCACGGAAUGGCACAACAGAGUUCGUAUCAGUGCCUCCACCAGCUACUAAUCAUAGGUAGUGGAGCCGAUGAGUUGUUUGGAGGCUACUACCGCCAGAACAACGUACAUUUGGCAAGAGGCAAAUCCAAAGAGACAACACAUUUUAAGAGAAAGGAAAUGAUAAAAGACAUGAGAAGAAUCUGGAACCGAAAUCUGUAUCGAGAUGAUCGUAUAUUAAGUUUUACUAGCCUUUCUGCUAAGGUCCUUUUUUAUCCAUACUUGGAUAUGACCCUCGUGGAUUUCCUCUUUCUGGUAUCAUUUUACAUGAUAGAGGCUCCCCUUGGGGGAUCGGCACAGACGCAAGGAGGGUGCGGCUUUCCGAAGAGUGUGGCAAACGGAGGACCCUCAAACGGGCGAUGCUUAAUGCGAUGCUCAAUGCCAUGCUCAGUGCGAUGUUUAUCAGAAAAUCUCGACGAAUGUUCCCGCCUGUAUGAAUUCAUUAGAACCCAUCGAGUUAGCAAAUGGGUUCUACGCAUGGCAAUCUUCUUCUCAAAGUGCAAAGAGGUGAUGUUUUUCAAAAAAAAAGCUAUUCAGUUCGGCUCCAAAUCGAAGAACGUGCAGAUCUACCUGCGGGAGUGGAUCUCCCAUCAGGGGGGGAAGCUCACAGGUGGGGCGGUUGCUACAGAUGGGGAAGUGGCCCCGGAGGAGGUGGAGUCGGAGCAGCGCCACGCUUCUUGCAAACGGCUCCUCCCGAGUGACAAAAAAAAGGGCACAGACAGGUACACCCUCCUCUCCUGA
Plasmodium inui San Antonio 1 is the source of this 3588-nucleotide messenger RNA. RefSeq lists its product as hypothetical. The record is from RefSeq and is a predicted model, not a curated record. The coding region runs from base 1 to 3588 and encodes 1195 amino acids. Lineage: Eukaryota; Apicomplexa; Aconoidasida; Haemosporida; Plasmodiidae. The transcript has a single exon.